AUGUUCAGGGUGCUGCCGACGUGGGCGGCCAAGGCGUGGAACCCGCGGGGUACGGGCCCGUCGCAGACGCUAUGGCGGUUUCUGCUGUUGAAGGUGCUCACGCUACUCUCCCACCACUCUCUUCUGCGCGGUGCAAGCAUCCGCGAGAUCACGCUCCCCGACAUAUUCUUGUACCGACUGGCGAGCACCUCGUCGGUGAACCCGGAGAACCAGCCGGUCGUCAUGGUCAUCGCUACGCGGAACUCGAAGACGUCCAAGGAUGCGCGUCUACAGCAGAGCUACGCUGCGCGGCACCUCGAAGCGGAGUUGUGCGCCGUCGGCGAGACGGGCCUGAACGUGCACGCCGCUCGAGCCGGAGGGGCCCAGGAGCUGGCCAUCGACGGCACGCCGCGCGCCGAGAUCGCGGAGCUGGGUCACUGGGCGCUCGACAAGACGACGCGAGCGUACAUCACCGCCAUUCCGGUGGGGGUGGUGAUGAAGAAGGCCAGUUACUCUGGUUACAAGCAGGACUACUUCUUGGGCCGGAGCAGGGUGGAGCCCUCCGAUAAGCUCUUGAAGCUCCUCGCCGAGCACAUCUUCCCCGGCGUCGACGCCAUCCUGAAGACGGCAGAAGGGAAGGCUGCCGAGGGGUCCGACGCCGACAAAGCCGCGGUGCACUUCUGGCGCACAAUCCAGAUGCUGCGCCGCAUCGUCGCCGAGGACCUAGCGGUGAAGCUGGUCCGCACACCAUGGCACCCAUACGUCCAAGGCUCCCUGCUUUGCCGGAUCCCCCUCUUCCAGCACUGGGCGAAACGGGUCGAGAGGGUCGACACCGAGACGAUCAACAAGCGUCGGGACCCGACCCAAAUUCAGGCAGAGGAAAUCUCUGUCCGCAUGGACACCGAGUACUACAACAUAUCCCUCAAGGCGAAGCUGACGAAGGAGAUGGAGCGCGCUGCGAACGAGAAGAUUGACUUCCUGGAGGAGCUCGAGAAGCGCGACGACACCAUCGCGUCUCUCACCGCCGAGAUAACCCGUCUCACCGAGGCACUCCGUGUGUCAAAAGUACUAAGAGUGCCGGAGGCCCCGCCGUGUGCGACCGCGCAAGCUCCCAGCGAGGGUGGCUCGGCGGAUUCGGCCAACAUGGGAGCCGGCGCCGACGGAGGGGACGACAAACCCCCGCCACCCCCACAGACGGACGAGGAGGCUAGUUACAAGCUCAACGUGGUACAACCGUGGCGGGAGGCCAAGACCGUGAGGGACGCCUGGCGCCUCUGGAUCUCCGCCACCGCUAAUGACACCCGUUGGCUUUGCGACAGGAUCGCCGAGCCGGGGUUCAUCAACCACCACACCCUCCUCGCCGGCGCUAUGCAGGGUGCACUCAACAAGAGGGUGCGCCGCAUGCUGAAGGUCAUGGAUGCGGUGCGCCAGCUACGCGCGAGCGACGGCGACGCCGACACCGAGGCCGUGGUCGACACACUGCACAGGAUCGCGGCAUCGGGCAUCGGGACCUUCGCCGAUGCCCUCACGGUGCUCAAACCGGGAACGGCACCGAUGUUGUCCAAAGAGCUUGGUUUGGGAGUCAAGGGGCUGGGCCCCAAGGUGGUCUCGAAGCUACACCUCGCCUAUGCGCUUGUGGCGCUCAACCUGAAGCAGAGUGAUUGGGUCAAAAUCCUGUUUCCAGACACGUGGGAGGAGCAGAUGCCGAAGACCAAGGCCGACCUGGCGAAGCCGACGGCCCCGGCCAAGUCGACAGCAUCGGCCAAGCCGACCGCUCCGGUGCACCGUCCUCCGACCAAGCGCAAGAAGUCGGCAUGA
Closterium sp. NIES-65 is the source of this 1797-nucleotide messenger RNA. The record is from the annotation of a GenBank genome assembly. Lineage: Eukaryota; Viridiplantae; Streptophyta; Zygnematophyceae; Desmidiales; Closteriaceae.